Molecule: messenger RNA, 1095 nt
Organism: Laetiporus sulphureus 93-53
Lineage: Eukaryota; Fungi; Basidiomycota; Agaricomycetes; Polyporales; Laetiporaceae
Product: Prp18-domain-containing protein
Exons: 6
Coding region: 1-1095 (364 amino acids)
Biological process (GO): RNA splicing; generation of catalytic spliceosome for second transesterification step
Cellular component (GO): U5 snRNP; U2-type post-spliceosomal complex; U4/U6 x U5 tri-snRNP complex
Source: RefSeq, a predicted model, not a curated record
AUGGACGCUCUCAAAGCUGAGAUUGCCGUAAAGCGCAAGGCACUGCGGGAGGAUCCCGUUCUCGCACAGCGGCCUACAAAGUAUAUGCGCCGAGGCGACAUUGAGCGCCUUAAGGAGGAACGUGAGCGUAAGGAACGCGAGGAGAAGGACGCAAAGGAGAGAGAAGAACGAGAGAAGAAAGGGCGGGAGCAUGAGGAACGGAGGCGAAAUGCUGCUGUAACAAAAGCUUCUUCCUCCGGCCCAUCGUCCGUGUCUCCUUCCCCAGAUAUUAUCAGAUCCAGUGCAUCUCCAGUUCCAGAGUCCUCUGCGACAUUCAACAUCUCGAACGAAGAGACCGUUCGCCGCCUUCGGGCGAAGGGCCAACCUAUCCGCCUAUUCGGCGAGUCUGACAAAGACAGGCGGCUCCGCUUGCGCGCCCUCGAGCUCAUUGAGGAGAAGGGGCACGAUCGGUACGGCGGCCAGAAUGACUUCAAGAAGGCUUUGGAGGACGUCGAGAAUGUGGAAAGGCAGCUGAAGGACAAGCGCGCACAGGAGGAGGGAAAGGACAAGGGAAAGAAGAAGGAGGGCUCUGCGGAUAUGCCGGAGAUUUUGGAUCUGGAGCUGGUCAAGACGGAUCCUGACAGGCUGUACCCCAUCAUCUACUAUGCAUUGAAACGGACGCUGAAGGAGUGGGAGGGGUGGAUGGACGAGCGGCCCGAAAACGUCAAGCGGACGGCACAGGGCAAGCUGGCAGCAGCCACGCAAAGACAGUCCGCCGAAUAUCUAAAGCCGCUUUUCAAGCUUCUCCGUUCACGAAACCUUCCGCCAGAUAUGUUAGCACGCGUUGCCGAGAUUGUGCACCACAUGCAGAAACGGCAGUACCAGAAAGCGAACGACUCUUACCUAAGGCUCUCCAUCGGCAAUGCGCCUUGGCCCAUCGGUGUGACCAUGGUGGGUAUUCAUGAACGUUCCGCUCGGGAGAAGAUUUCUGCAGAUCAAGUUGCACAUGUGCUCAACGACGAAGUCAGCCGGAAGUACAUUCAAAGUCUGAAACGGCUGUUGACAUUUUCGCAGACGAAAUACCCACCGGGCGACGUGACGCAGCUGAUGGGAUAA